Molecule: messenger RNA, 2441 nt
Organism: Psylliodes chrysocephalus
Lineage: Eukaryota; Metazoa; Arthropoda; Insecta; Coleoptera; Chrysomelidae
Source: the annotation of a GenBank genome assembly
UUACGUUUUCUUGAAAAGCAGAUGUACUUUGUUUGGGCCGACAAUGAGCAUUAUAGAUCGAAAAUAGUUUUGAAACGCAUUUCAGAAUAAUCUUUAUCAAUAUAAUUGUGAUUGUGGUAGUUUUCAGUGUGUGCUUGUGUGUUCUAAGUGUAAAAUGUUUCACUAAAAUGGAUAGUGCAUAGAUGCAUUGCCAAUGUCAAGGGUCCGUAAAUAAAAUACAAGAAUAUGUUAUUAAUUCCGGUAUUUUCGAUAUUUCUUUUCACAUACACCACAUUCCAUGGAGCUGAAGCCUAUAAUGUUGGUGUCGGAAGGGCUGACUGUACAGGACCAUCUGCAGAAAUCACUUUUAUGGGUUAUGCAAAAGCUAAUCAAAAAGGAUGUGGACUCCAUUUGAGGCAGUUUGCAAGAGCAUUUAUUUUCAAAGAUACUAAUUCUAGGGUGGCGUUCGUUACAGUUGAUGCCUGCAUGAUGAACCAUCCUAUACGACAAGCUGUUCUAGAUAAAUUAAAACAAUCGUAUAAAAAUACAUAUACGUUAGAUAAUUUAAUUCUUAGUGGUACCCAUACGCACGGUGCUCCAGGAGGUUUUCUUAAAGACGUUAUGUUAGAUGUACCCAAUUUCGGAUUUGUCAGGGAAACUUUUGAUGCUCUGGUAGAUGGGAUAGUUCGAGCGAUUAAGAGAGCUGACGAAAACAUGGUGGAAGCGAGCAUUUUUGACAAUUCCGGUGAACUUCUAAAUUCAAAUAUUAACAGAAGUCCAGCUUCUUAUCAAUAUAACCCCGAAGAAGAAAAAAAAUUGUACAAAUAUGACGUCGACAAAGAUUUGGUGCAAUUAAAAAUAGUUCGCAAUUCUGAUAAAAGCGUAAUUGGUGCAAUUAACUGGUUCGCAGUGCAUCCAACUAGUAUGCAAAAUAGUAAUUGCCAUUUGACAUCUGAUAAUGUUGGAUACGCUUCCAUCCUUUUAGAAUCGAGUGUAAAUAAAGGAGAACUACCAGGAAAAGGUGGAUUUGUUGGAGCCUUUGCGUCAACAAAUUUAGGGGAUACUUCACCUAAUACCAAAGGUCCUAAAUGCAUUAAUACAGGUAAAGAUUGUGAUCCUAUUCACAGUACAUGCGAUGGUGAGAACAAAUGGUGUAUUGGAUCUGGUCCAGGAAAAGAUAUGUUUGAAAGUACUGAGAUUAUUGCUACCAAUAUGUUCAAAAAAGCAAAGGAACUUCUGGAUGACUCUAAAGCAACCGAAGUUACUGGAGAUAUAAAGUACGUUCACAGAUUCGUUGAUAUGCCUAAUGAAAAAGCUACAGCAACAAUAAAUGGGUCAGAAGCCGAGGUUCAUGGAUGCUUGCCAGGUAUGGGUUACGGUUUUGCUGCUGGUACAACAGAUGGACCUGGAGAAUUCGAUUUUGCACAAGGGAACAAAAACACAAGCAACGUUUUCUGGAACCUUGUUCGAGACUUUAUUUUUCCUCCUACUCCAGAUGACGUAGCUUGUCAUGCACCAAAACCCAUCCUUAUAAUGUCUGGAAGGAUUAAACUACCCUAUGAAUGGCAACCGGAGGUAGUUGCAACGCAAAUAUUCAAAAUCGGCAACAUUUUUUUAACUGCUGUACCCGGAGAGUUUACUACCAUGUCCGGCAGACGUCUUAGGAAUGCUGUAAAAGAAGAAGUCAUUAAAAAUAAAGGACCUGCAAAUACACGUGUAAUAAUUGCAGGACUCAGCAACGUCUAUACAAACUACAUAGCGACUCCAGAAGAAUACGAGCUUCAAAGGUAUGAAGGAGCUUCAACAAUCUAUGGCCCACAUACUUUAACCAUUUAUUUAAGAAUAUACAGAGAGCUUGCAGCUGCAAUAAUAAAGGGAGAAUCAGUAAGUACUGAGAAUGAUCCAAAACCAUUCGUUUUCCCUAAAGAUUUACUAUCUCUUGUUACUCCUGUGUAUUUUGACAGUACUGGUAGUUGGUUUAAUAGUUAUGGAGACUGCCUCUCUCAACCAAAACAGCAAUAUAAGAUCGGAGAGACAGCUUCUGCAUCAUUUAUAGCUGGUCAUCCCAGAAAUAACAAUUUACAAGAAAAUACAUUUUUAGCCAUCGAGAUGAAGGACGGUGAUAAUUGGAAAGUGGUUGCUACAGAUGCUAAUUGGGAAACAAAAUUUACGUGGAAGCGUACUUCAACAUUUAAAGCAACGAGUUACGCCACAAUUGAUUGGGAAAUCAGAAAAGGUAUAGCUAAAGCUGGAACCUACAGAAUACGACACUACGGUUAUUAUAAAUUUAUUUUAGGCGGUGUAUACCCCUAUUCUGGUGUCUCGAAUACAUUUACUGUAAGCGAAUAAAUUAAUUUAUAAAUUGUUUGUGUUAAAUAAAUAGUCGUUUUUUAAAGUGUCUUUUAUUUUCACAAAUAAAUAUAAACCAAGAAGAAACUCAAGAAUUUGAACGACUGAACCAG